AUGACAAACCCUGUCCUUAGAUGCUAUGCAGCCAUUCAGAUUGCCAGUUGGGAUCAUCCACCCCAAACAUCGAACUGGACGGAUAUCGACCAGAUGAAAGUGAUAUUGACCGGUGCAACAGGCUUCGUCGGCCUCGAAGUCCUUAAACAAUGUCUCCAGAACCUCUCAAUCACGUCGGUGGUUGUCCUGGCACGUCGUGAACUGCCAGCCACCGUCUCAAAUAACCCCAAGUUGACAGUCAAAAUCAUCACCGACUUCCUCUCUUACUCCGAUGAUUUGAUAUCUGACCUGCGAGGCGCCGAAGCCUGCAUAUGGACACUCGGCAAACCGCUUAGUUCGGACAAUGACAUACUCCGCGAGGUCUGCAUCGGCUACACUCUCGCCGCUCUAAAAGCACUAGAUAAAGCUGUAGCACCUGCAGGGAAGCGAUUCCGAUUCGUGUAUUGCAGCGGAAGAUUGGCCGAACGCGAUCAGAACAAGCCACUCUACUUUGCACAGGAUUACCGCCGCAUCAGAGGACAAGUGGAAAAUGAGAUUGUGGCUUAUGGUGAGGACAAUACAGAUACAAUUGAGACAUUCAUCGUGCGUCCUGGGGUGGUCUUGACCAAGGGGAUGCACCUGUCUUGUGUGGCGUUCAGAGUUACGCCUUCAAUCCCGGUUGACAAGGUUGCGAGUCAGAUGGUCGAUCUUGCGCUAGCGGGGAGUAAGAGGCAGACGUGGGAGAAUUCCAGGAUGAUCAGUGAGAGGAUAUCUUAA
Aspergillus clavatus NRRL 1 is the source of this 756-nucleotide messenger RNA. Its product is annotated as putative nucleoside-diphosphate-sugar epimerase. NCBI's taxonomy places the organism in Eukaryota, Fungi, Ascomycota, Eurotiomycetes, Eurotiales, Aspergillaceae. The record is from RefSeq and is a predicted model, not a curated record. The coding region runs from base 1 to 756 and encodes 251 amino acids. The transcript has 4 exons.